Messenger RNA from Saccoglossus kowalevskii, 843 nucleotides. RefSeq names its product cysteine-rich venom protein kaouthin-2-like. The record is from RefSeq and is a predicted model, not a curated record. NCBI's taxonomy places the organism in Eukaryota, Metazoa, Hemichordata, Enteropneusta, Harrimaniidae. Gene Ontology annotation, cellular component: extracellular region.
AUGUCAGACACAGAAUUAAGAAGAAAUCUGAAAUUGGCACCAUCUAAUACGCUGGUAAGACGGAGCACAGAGAGCGACUUGGGGCCGUGGGUAUGGCCCUUUACAGAAGAACAGAAAAACGCAAUGGUCGAUGCGCAUAAUGAUUUGAGAAGGAUUGUAGAACCAGGGGCAUCAGAUAUGAUGAAAAUGUACUGGGAUGAGGAGUUGGCAUUGCUAGCUCAGAACUGGUCCAGUGGAUGCGUUUUUCAACACCCAACCUUUCCUAUUGACUACGGACAGAACCUUGCAACACACUCAGAUAUAGUGGACGCCAUCUACGCUUGGUAUAGCGAACACGUAUACUACGAUUACGAGACGGCAAGUUGUGAUCCAGGAAAAGUAUGUGGACACUAUACACAGGUAUGGAAACACGGGUAUAUUGACACUUAUACACAGGUGGUUUGGGCUACUACAUCCCAGGUGGGCUGUGGCACCCAGGAUUGUGGUGCAAAACACGUGACCACAUGUAAUUACCGAGUUGCUGGUAAUACUCCUGGACAACAACCAUAUCAGAGCGGGUAUCCAUGCUCACAGUGUACGUCCCCAAGCUGGUGUGAGGACAAGUUGUGCAAAUCGGGACCAUAUAACCCAGAUCUUCAUUGCUGUGACGGACAGGAGUGUGCCACCAACGUUACUGAUGGGAGUACUUGUGAAUGCAUUUGCUUUGCAGACCGUGGUGACAAGUAUUCUUGUGGAUUUCUUUUCAGAUCUUCUCAUCGAUCCAACAACAUCAACGAGAAACGACGACCUCAGCAUGAUGACUACCAAUAUUACCAUGGCAAGAACCUCGACGCUGAUAGAUAA